AACGGACGCGUGGGGAGGAAAGAAAAAAAACUCUUCUGUGUCCAACUUCCACUGCACAGGAAGUCAGAAGAAAAGUGCUCACAUUUCUCAGUAGUUCCAUUAAGGGCCAAGUAAAGUUGGAAAUCAGUCCAUAAACUAACUGACACACUUUUGACUUGACUUGACUUUGGUCCUUUGACGGCUCUGUGACCUAUAAAUCAGCGGUGGUCAGAGCAGCUCGUCGGGGUUUGCUGACUUCCACCCGAGGGGACUUCACUGUCAGCCCGGGCAAGACCGCCACGCCAGCACCAGCUGCACCGCCUCCAUCACCAGUGGUCUCUGCAAACCGCCCCCAGCAACGAACUAACAUGGCUCCUUUUGAGAAAUCCAUAGAGAUGAUGCCCUUCAAGCAGAGGAAAUGCCUCGAAACAAGAAAAGAUGAAGUGUGCAGCAUUCGGACUAAAUUCCCCAACAAACUGCCUGUGAUUGUUGAACGUUACAUACGCGAAAAGACCCUCCCCCUGUUGGACAAAACAAAAUUCCUGGUUCCCUUCGAGCUCACCUUGGGUCAGUUCCUGUGCCUGCUCAGGAAUAAGAUUUCCCUGGACUCCACCCAGGCUCUGUUCCUCCUGGUAGCGGAGAAAAGCAUGUCCUGCAUGUCCUCCAGCAUGGGGGAGGUUUAUUCCCGCUACAGGGACGCUGAUGGCUUCCUCUACAUCACCUACGCCUCGCAAGAGAUGUUUGGAGCACCUCAACCCGCAGCCACACCGCCCUGCUGAGCCCAGUGCAGAUAAAAUGAACUGAACCCUGGACUGACGGUGGUCACAGCAUGCAGCCAAACUGGGGAAAAAAAAGGACAAACUGAGCCAAACCCAGAAUGUUUCGUCGAGAUCUUUAAAUCCCAAACGUGCGUAUCAACCUACCUCAUGAAGCUUACUGGAUGUUGAAACACAGCGAGUCACUCCAUCACCCCUUUGCCGUGCUCUGCCACCUCAGUUAUGUGGAGACUCUGAUUAUGUCUUUGUUGUAGACUGAUUGAUUGAUUGUUUGAUUGCCUUAUUGGGGGAUUUAUCACUGGUAGGAGACAUUUUUGUCUUCUGAUGAUGAUCAAGAAGAUCCAACAGGAGAAGACUGUUGUGAUUAUUCUCUGUUGCUUCAAAAUAAUAAAGAGCAUCCAAAAAAUAUGAAUUCUGACUGUGAAGAAAUGCACAAAUGCUGAGCUUCAAUGCAAAUAAACCUGUAAUGUCAGUCCAGUGUAAAAACCGCCAGCACACGGCACAAACAGGAUCAGUGUCUUGCAGGAAAUCAGACUCCCUCUGAGCACUUACCUCCUUUUCUGCCCUUGAUUGACUGCCUCUUCAUCUACGUCUUCCCUUUAAAAAUGUGAAAUUGUGACUCUUGAGGCGCUUGCUUAAAACACAGAUGUCAAUUUUAAUGCUGCUCUGACUUGUCCUGUAUCCAGUUGUUGGUAUACCAAGAAAUAAAUUCUUG
Scatophagus argus is the source of this 1470-nucleotide messenger RNA. It is a transcript of the gene map1lc3cl, whose product is annotated as microtubule-associated protein 1 light chain 3 gamma, like. Gene Ontology annotation, cellular component: autophagosome membrane; autophagosome; cytosol. Gene Ontology annotation, molecular function: ubiquitin protein ligase binding. Bases 348 to 758 code for a protein of 136 amino acids. The transcript has 6 exons. Gene Ontology annotation, biological process: macroautophagy; autophagosome assembly; cellular response to nitrogen starvation. Lineage: Eukaryota; Metazoa; Chordata; Actinopteri; Scatophagidae. The record is from RefSeq and is a predicted model, not a curated record.